AUGACCCUAAUGAUGCUCUGGACUGGACAGGCGAAGGGAGUCCUGGGGAGCUGGGGGAUCAUCUGCUUGGUGAUAUCUCUGCUCCUCCAGCAGCCAGGAGUCCACAGCAAGUGCUACUUCCAAGCUCAAGCCCCCUGCCACUAUGAAGGGAAAUAUUUUACCCUGGGUGAGUCUUGGCUUCGCAAGGACUGUUUCCAUUGUACCUGUCUGCAUCCCGUCGGUGUGGGCUGCUGUGACACGUCUCAGCAUCCCAUCGACUUCCCCGCGGAGUGUGAGGUACGUCAGGAGGCAGGAACCUGUCAAUUCUCCCUGGUGCAAAAAUCUGACCCUCGGCUGCCCUGCAAAGGCGGAGGGCCCGACCCUGAAUGGGGCUCAGCCAACACCCCUGCUCCUGGGGCUCCCGCUCCCCACUCCAGCUAAACUCAACCAAUCACCCUUCUGC
Messenger RNA from Hyaena hyaena (striped hyena), 442 nucleotides. RefSeq names its product microseminoprotein, prostate associated (gene MSMP). The record is from RefSeq and is a predicted model, not a curated record. NCBI's taxonomy places the organism in Eukaryota, Metazoa, Chordata, Mammalia, Carnivora, Hyaenidae. The transcript is spliced from 3 exons. The coding region runs from base 1 to 420 and encodes 139 amino acids.